Messenger RNA from Oryzias latipes (Japanese medaka), 1328 nucleotides. RefSeq lists its product as uncharacterized. Lineage: Eukaryota; Metazoa; Chordata; Actinopteri; Beloniformes; Adrianichthyidae. The record is from RefSeq and is a predicted model, not a curated record.
UGGUCAGUUAAGAGACAGAGUUUUUGCUCUGGUCCAGAUUCUGUCUGCUUGGUUGGAGCUGAGGUAUCGUGGAGUACAAGGUGUCUUCUCAGCUAACAGCCAUGGCUUUUGUACUAAUUUUGCGGGUUUCCUGGACCUGUUUGCUGUUUACCAAUGGUAUUGGUGUAUCAGAUGCCACAGGGGGUGAAUAUAGGCUCCAAGCUGCCUCCAGAAACCUGGUUAACCAUGUGGACGACUUCCCCAACUCCCUCUCCUUCGAUGAGGGUACGGAAGAAGUUUCAAAACGUAAGCCGUCCAGCCACUUCUACACGAGCUUCAGCAAACCUUCAGUGACACAGCCACAGAACUUAGCUGUUACUGGACAAAGCCCUCCCAACAAGCUUGGUGCUCCCAAAGAAAAAGCUGUUGCUGGUGAGUCAAUGAAAUGGGAGUCGAAGCAUAACGAGCCAAUUUCAUUUCCCUCACGCCAAGACAACAAGGUCAGUUUGGUUCCAGCUGCUAUCCAGUAUCAGUUGACUCCACUGGAUGCUUUUACAAACAGAAAACCGGUUUCUCAUGAUUUUGCUGGGACAAUUGAUCCACGUAAAAAGGUCCCAAGCAAAGUUUUUACAUCUCUCUCUAUGGUGCCACCUCAUUCUCAGUCCUGGCCGGCUGAGAGCCAAACUCGUGGCAAAGUGGGUGUGUCAACUCCAAGUUUCCCAAAGGUUGGUCUUGGCUCCAGUUCAAGCAGAGGUGGCUCCAAUAAAACUCCAAUGCUUCAAGAAGGAGCUUUUCAUUACGACUCUGGAAAUGCUGGGGUUUCACCUGACCGUAAUCUAAAACAGGAACGUCCUCUCCUGUACCCCUCUGCACACGCUAAACUUCAAGAUGAUGACUCUGUUGGUGCUAAAGAUUAUGGCCAGUCUGACAACUUUGCAAUGUGGGCUCUGCCUUCAUAUUGGAAACCUUCAACUGUUUCUGUCCCACUGUGGAAACCUUCAUUUCAAAGCACAUUGGCCAAAGAUCGGAUGAUGGGUUCUCCCUUUUCUGGUGCUGGUAGACUGAGCCGCUGGCCGCAAAACUUGGUGACCAGCAACCAGAAAAUUAAGGUUCUUGAGAGGGUCAGCCAGCCAGCUCUUCAAAGUUUGCCCAAGAAACGCAUCGUCCACACCAAAAACGGGCACAGGAGAGCAAGGGUUCUCCUCACCAAGACUGCCUAUACUCCAGAAUAUGAAGCGUCAGAGAUGAUGGAUGCCAUGGAAAGGCCAGCACAAGACUCUUGGGGCAAACAUUAAAGGUUCUGACAAACCAGUACAUGCAAAGAAAUAAAACUUUUUUUUUAAAUAUCA